This is a messenger RNA of Bufo gargarizans (Asiatic toad), 2279 nucleotides long. It is a transcript of the gene GGT5, whose product is annotated as gamma-glutamyltransferase 5. The record is from RefSeq and is a predicted model, not a curated record. Lineage: Eukaryota; Metazoa; Chordata; Amphibia; Anura; Bufonidae. Gene Ontology annotation, molecular function: glutathione gamma-glutamate hydrolase; leukotriene-C(4) hydrolase activity. The transcript is spliced from 12 exons. Gene Ontology annotation, cellular component: plasma membrane. Bases 130 to 1812 code for a protein of 560 amino acids. Gene Ontology annotation, biological process: inflammatory response; glutathione catabolic process; leukotriene D4 biosynthetic process.
AGGAUAUAGAAAAGCAAGAGAGGAUUUAUAAGGAAAGCGUGUAGCAACGAGUGAGGAAUUCCGAGGAAUUUUUAUUUUUUUUGCAAAGAGUGUUUAGAGCUCCGUGACAAAUAAGAAAAUCCUGGUACAAUGGCUUUAUCUAAGAGGUUAUGUUAUUCUCUCAUCAUUUUGUUCUUUGUGGCUAUUGUGAUCAUUAUCCCCACAGUAAUUUUACUUAGAAAUUCCGGCUGUGAAGAAGGAUUUGUUAAUGGUGCGGUAGCUGCAGACUCUGAGAUCUGCUCAAAUAUUGGCAGAGACAUCUUGAAGCAAGGAGGUUCUGCUGUGGAUGGUGCAAUCGCUGCUCUGCUUUGUACAUCUGUGAUACAUCCGCAGAGUAUGGGCCUUGGAGGAGGAGUCAUUUUUACUAUUUAUGAUGCCUCUACAAGAACAGUGGAGGUCAUCAAUGCUAGAGAGACUGUUCCCAGAGAGUUUCCUCCAAAUUUAUUACAACAGUGUGCGACUAAAAAAUUUUUUGAACCAGCAGCACAGUGGAUCGGAGUGCCUGGAGAGCUAAGGGGAUAUGAGGCUGCUCACAAGAAGUAUGGACGGUUGCCUUGGAAAGCCCUCUUUCAGCCUACAAUCAGAUUGGUGACAAAUGGCGUUAACGUCUCAAAUGUUCUUGUCAAAUACCUAAACGUAGCAGCAAAACAAAUAAAUGACAGCUCAUUGCGUGUGCUUUUUUGUAACGAUGGAAAAGUAUUAAAAGCAGGAAAUCCUGUAAACUUCACCCAGCUGGCACAUACCCUCCAGACUGUGGCAGAUGAAGGCAUUGACAGCUUUUAUAGUGGUUCCAUAGCCAAGAAAAUGAUAGAAGAUCUCAGACGUCAAGAUAGCACUCUCACAUUGGAGGACUUAAAAAAUUACAAAGCACAAAUCGUAAGACCAUUAAACGUGUCUCUGGGAAACUACAUGUUGUAUACACCUCCACCGCCAGCAGGGGGAGCUCUUCUCAGCUUCAUUCUUAAUAUCCUUGAAGGAUAUAAUUUUGAUAAGCGAUCCAUGCAGAAUGUGCCUGACCAGAUAGAAACCUACCAUCACAUUGUAGAGGCCUUGAAAUUUGCAAACGGACACAGAUCUAAACUUACAGCCAGUGUGACAUCGGCCAACAUUGAGAAGUUUACAGACACCUUUUUCUCUAAGACUUAUGCAAAGGAAAUCAGAAACAAAAUUGAUGAAUUUGGCAAUCAUGACUUACAGUUUUAUAAUUUGUCGGCACCCAUAAAUUCAGAGACCUUUGGCACAAGUCACCUGUCCGUCAUCAGCAAAGAUGGAAGUUCGGUGUCUGCCACUAGCUCCAUCAAUCACAUAUUUGGCUCCAUGAUUUAUUCACCAAGCACGGGGAUAAUCUUUAACAAUCAGCUGGCUGAUUUCUGCAGUAUUCCAAUGGUUUCCUUGAAGGAAGGGAUGCAGCCACCAUCUUCCAUGACUCCAACCAUUCUUCUGUCCAAAGACAAAACGUCUCAACUGGUAAUAGGUGGUUCUGGUGGCUUUAGGAUAAUAAGUGCCACUGUUCAGGCCAUUGUGAACAAGUUAUGGUUCGGCUUUAACAUCAAAGAGGCAAUCGCAGCACCUGUGUUCCAUGUACAACCAGACAAUUCACUGAAUUUCGAGCCAUCAUUCAAUCUGGCUAUACAGACGGGUCUCCGGGAAAAAAGGCAUAACAUUUCUAAAGCUUUAUUUUCCCUGAAUGUGGUGCAAGGAAUUUCCCAAGAGAAGGACUGCUUAUUGCCUUACUCGGACACUAGAAAGGAAGGAAAGGCUGCAGGUUAUUAACACAAGAACAAGCACAUAAACAGGACUUUCAUUUCUGCACAUUCCAAGCAGUAGAAAUGGGGAAUGCACACAAACACUCAUGCACACAAACGUAUUCUUGGUCCACAUCCGAUCCACAUGUUUUGCAGGUUGGAUACUGACCCAUUCACUUCAGUGGUGCUGUAAAAGAUGCAGUGUGCUGUCCGCAUCCGUAUGUCCACGGAAUGGAUAUAGGACAGUUCUAUAAAGGGCAGGAUGUUCCAUUCUGUAAAAUGCGGAACACUCAUGGCUGGUAUCCGUGUUUUGCGGAUCCGCAAUUUUCAGAACGCAAAAAACGGAAAUGGUCAUGUACAUGAGCCCAUAAAAAGGUUCUCUGGAUUUAUUAUUAACGUUUUUUCAUUCGCAUUAAAGUAACUGUAUAUUUAUGCCGCACAUACCUGUUUUUCAUGUCAGCUGGAUUACUUCAGCUAUCAAAGGGGUUGUUGCUC